This is a messenger RNA of Acanthaster planci (crown-of-thorns starfish), 4279 nucleotides long. Its product is annotated as alpha-mannosidase 2-like. The record is from RefSeq and is a predicted model, not a curated record. Gene Ontology annotation, molecular function: carbohydrate binding; alpha-mannosidase activity. Gene Ontology annotation, biological process: N-glycan processing; mannose metabolic process; protein deglycosylation. Gene Ontology annotation, cellular component: Golgi membrane. NCBI's taxonomy places the organism in Eukaryota, Metazoa, Echinodermata, Asteroidea, Valvatida, Acanthasteridae.
UCCUUCGUGACUCCAAAAUGCAUCAAGUACCAUGACGCGUCUAGCCUGAGUCCCAACUGCCGAUUGUGACCCUGCGAUUCGUUUCACGAGCAGAGGUUCCUGUUGAAGUGUUACAAAAUGAAGACCUACAUGGCCCUCAUGGGCGCUGCCAUCUUCUUUGUGGUCAUCCUCUCCAUGUACUUGAUGCUGGACCAGACGCGGUCAUUUCCUGACCCCCAGAGCCCCCAUGACUCCCAACUCAAGUUUCAGCAGUUGUCACAUGAGGAGAUAGACCAGCUUCAAAAGAAAAUUAGUGCCUUAGAAAACGACCUUGUGAAUAACCACGAGACCAUCAACCAGCUGCGGAAUGCCGUCAAGUCACUGGCCAAGGGUGACCUGUCCUUUAAGCUGCCCCAGCUGGACCCAGUGGCGCCCAUGCACCAAAAGAAAACUGAUCCCGUCCAUCAACCCAUUCAGGUGGACUCCAAGCUGCCGGUACAGAGCUGGAAACCCCUCCCACCAUUUGACGUCCCGCGAGCUGAAGUUGGAAAGGAGGAGUGUGCCUUUGCUGCCGUGCCGAAUGGGAACAACGUUGACAUUCAGAUGUUGGAUGUGUACAACACCCUUCGCUUUGACAAUCCCGACGGUGGUGUCUGGAAGCAAGGCUAUGAUAUCAAAUAUGACCCAAACCAGUGGAAUGAAGAUCCACUCAAAGUGUUUGUAGUGCCUCACUCCCACAAUGACCCAGGUUGGAUAAAGACUGUGGAUAAAUAUUUCAAGGACCAGACAGUUCACAUCUUGGAUAACAUGGUGGUCAAGCUCCAGGAACAUCCUAAGAUGAGGUUCAUCUGGGCAGAGAUUUCUUACUUCUCCAUGUGGUGGGAGCGCACCAGCCAACAGAGCCGGGACAUCACAAAAAGGUUAUUAGAGGAGGGCCGCUUGGAGAUAGUAACAGGUGGCUGGGUCAUGACUGAUGAGGCAAACUCCAACUACUUUGCCAUGGUAGAUCAGCUCAUAGAAGGCCAUGAAUGGAUAGAGGCAUUCCUAGGAGUGAAGCCCAAGGCUGGCUGGGCCAUUGAUCCUUUCGGGAUGACCCCUACUGUGGCCUACCUGCUGCAACGCAUGGGUUUUGAGGCCAUGCUGAUUCAGCGUACCCACUACGCCAUCAAGAAGUACCUGUCUAAAGAGAAGAAACUAGAGUUCCUCUGGAGACAAAAUUGGGAUCAUGGUUCCAGCACAGAUAUGUUCUGCCACAUGAUGCCGUUCUACAGCUACGACAUUCCACACACCUGCGGACCAGACCCUAAGAUCUGUUGCCAGUAUGAUUUCAAGAGACUGCCGGGUGGGCGGAUCGCCUGCCCCUGGAGAGUGCCACCCGUCCCGAUCACUGAACAGAACGUAGCCCAAAAGGCGCAGAUCCUCCUGGACCAGUACCGCAAGAAGAGCACAUUGUACAGAACCAACAUACUCCUGGCUCCCCUGGGAGACGAUUUCCGCUACGACAAGGGUAUAGAGUGGGACCAGCAGUACACCAACUACCAGAAGCUGUUUGACUACAUGAACUCACAGCCUGGCUGGCAUGUACAGGCUCAGUUUGGCACACUGUCAGACUAUUUCAACACCCUUAUUGACCACACCAAGGGACCGACUGGUACCCAGCCUCAGGGCUUCCCUGUACUGAGUGGUGACUUCUUCACGUACACCGACAGGAAUCAGGACUACUGGUCCGGGUACUACACUUCCAGACCGUUCUAUAAGAACAUGGAUAGAUUACUAACUUCACAUUUAAGAGGAGCUGAAAUACUAUACACAGUGGCCGCUACGAAGGCUCGGCAAGUUGGAAUGGGCAAGAAAUUUGACGAGGACACCAUGAUCAAGAUGCUGACUACCGGGAGGAGAAACUUGGGCUUGUUUCAACACCAUGAUGCUAUCACAGGAACAUCCAAGGACCAUGUGGUGGUGGAUUAUGGAACAAAAUUGCUGACGUCCAUUAACGACAUGCGUAAAGUCAUGAUGAAAUCCAUCCAUUUCUUGCUGUCACCAGACCAGACGAAGUAUGCACCAUACACCGCAUUCUUCGAUGUGGAUGAAGAAAGUUCCCACCACGACCUUUUACCUGAAAAGAAAGUCUUAAAACUCUCCACAGAGGCAUCAAGCAUUGCCGUGUUUUACAACACACUCGCCCAGCAGAGGAACGAGCUUGUGCGACUCUACGUAUCGUCGCCAAACGUCCAGGUUACAGACGGAGAGAACAAAGUUAUCCCCAGUCAGUCUAAUUUGGUGUGGACAGACAACAUGCAGACAGCAAGCACAAAAUAUGAGCUGGUGUUUCCCGUUGAUAUCGCUCCACUAGGAAUCAAGAAAUAUCUCAUCAAGGACAUGGGAUCGUCAGAGUCAGAGCGGCAUGGUUUGUCCACAGUGGCUAUGUACCAUGUGCCUGGUAGUGGGACAGAGAAGAGGGGACCGUUUAUUGUUGAGAAAUUUUCAGGCUAUUCGUCGGGAGACAUCAGCAUAGAAAACUCCAACCUCAAGGCGGUGUUUAAAGGAUCCACCGGAAUGCUCAAGAAUUUGGAACAAAACUUUUUUUUAUUGAUUCCUCUUCAGCCGCUCAGUAUGGACGGUCCAUUUGUCCGAGUUGUUCGCGGCCCGUUGCUGUCGGAGGUUUAUGUCUCCUUUAAUAUGGUCAGCCAUCAUGUCACAAUCAAGGAAAGUGCUGGUGUGGAUUCCAGAGUACUGGACAUUAGGAAUGUCGUGGAUAUCCGCAGCGUCCGCAACCAGGAGUUGAUCAUGAGAUUGAAAUCCAACGUGCAGAAUCCUGAUAGAAUAUACUACACAGAUCUCAAUGGUUUCCAGCUUCAGCAACGUAAGACUCUGGACAAGCUGCCCCUCCAAGCCAAUUACUAUCCCAUGCCCAGCAUGGCUUUCUUGGAGUCCAGCGACACCCGGCUGUCCCUGCUUACCAAUCAUCCAUCUGGAGUGGCCAGUCUCCAACCCGGCUGGUUUGACGUGGUCCUGGAUCGCCGGUUGAACCAGGACGACAGUCGAGGGGUUCAGCAGGGUGUCUUAGACAACAAGAUCACGGCACUGUCCUACCAGAUCCUCCUGGAGCGAACCGAUGCUACAAACCAGAGCCCACCACAGCCGGCGGGCUUCUCCUCCCUCCUGGGCCAGGCGGCUUCCCUCUCCCUGGACCACCCGCUCUACAUCCACACCGCCCUCCCCGAGAGCCAAGAGCCCAGUGGCCAGCUGCUGCCCGAGUACCAGAUGCUGGACGAGGCAUUCCCCUGUGACAUGCACCUGCUGAACCUGCGAACCCGAGUCCAACAGAGCGAGGUCAUGGUGGAGGCCAAGCGGGAGGCAUUCCUGCUGCUUCACCGGAUGGGGUUUGAUUGCCGGUACCCCGGGGUGGCCCUGUCUUGCUCCACCAACGGUGGUAAGGUCGCUGUCAGAAAUCUCUUCCAGAACCUGAAUCUCCGGAGUCUGCAAGCCACCUCGUUAUCAGGGCUGUACGACAGCGACGAGAUGGAAGUGGAUUCGGAGUUCACCCUGGAGCCUAUGGAGAUCAACACUUACCGGGUUCAGUUCCACUGACCACCCCCCUGAAGGUUCAUGAUUCAGGUGAUCAUCGUCAAGGUCGGAUCCAGGACCCAGUCGUUGAUGGGCCAAACUUGUUUUUUUGGUUGGGGGGAGGAGGGGCAAAGAUUUGGACAUUUUUUGGGGGGGAACAUUUAAUGGCCUUUCCGAGUGUUUUACACGCUUUUGGAAGGAGGGGAAAUGAAGUAGACCAAAUUAUUGUCUUUCAGUCUUCCUCUUGUUUGAAAAAAAUCUCUCUUUUUCAGUUGGGGGGGUGGAGCUAUAGCCCCAUUGGCCGUCCUGGAUCCGCCCUUGACCAUCAUCACACAUUGUCACAUCAGUACGGGAUAGAUCUGGCCCAUGUGAACAGUUUUCUUUGUGCUAGAGGCAUGAUUCACCCUAGCUCCUUGUUUCUUGAAUUGUCUCCAGAUGGCUCUGUGUCUUUGUCAUGAGAGCUGUCUUGUGACUGCCUUUGCACCCUUCGUGUAAGUUUAGGCCAGUUGGCCCGUAUGCCAAAUGUUGUCCCCGCAAGGUGGUUUGGAGGAUGGCACACCUUAUCAGUAGACACUCCAAAUAGAGUGAAUCGGAGGGUGUUAUGUGAAUGUAUCAAAGGAUCAGUUUGGCAUUCCUUGUAGUGUGCUGCUGACUUAACGGCCGGCGACCAUUUAGACCCAGUUUGAAAAGGUAGCCCCCCCGGUAGCCCGCCCUGUAUAAUGCCUGCCCGGUA